UAGAAAUAGUGCUGCACCUGUUUUACUGGUGGUGCCACCUACGAUAACAAUUCCAAUCCAAAAGAGUUGUGGGGGGAUAACCGCGUAAUGAGUGUUGUUUAUUCUCAUGAUUUUCACGGAAAAUAACGCCGUUUGAGUGAUAAAAAAAUUCAGAUCAAAGUAAGCACGAUGAAUCGUGCCUACCUGUUGACCGUACUCUUCGUCGUGAAGACCCUCCCAAUAAUCGGACAAGAUGUCAAUCAGCAGCCGGAUUGGAGUAACCAGCCAUCGGACACCUGGAGCAAUUCCCAGCAAAAUCCCCAGCCAAAUCAACUACCGAACACCUUCAACGAUCAGACCCAAAAUGCCUGGAGCAAUCCCCAGUCGAGCUGGGGCACAAAUCCACGGAGUGGAGGACAAACGUACUACUAUGGUGAAGUUGAACGCAAGUGUCCAAAGCACUGGAUAAGAUUCCAAGAAUCGUGCUACCGUUUCAUAAAGAGUCCUUAUCGAAAUCGUGAUGAUGCGAGGCGUAAUUGUCAGGCAUAUCAAAGUGACUUGGUUUCCAUAAACUCAGUCGAGGAGCAUGGGUUCCUUCUGCAUCAACUUCAGUGGCAGGAUCCCCAGCACAGACCCUGGUACACUGGAGCUAGACAAGUGGGGGGUUAUUGGUCGAACGAGGGCGAUGGAUCCCAACUCGUUAAUAUGGAAAAUGCUUUCCUACCCGAGCCCAAUGAUGGAUUCAAUGUAAACCGCGAUGCAUUGGCCUAUAAUUACAGUGACAGUUUGAAACGUUGGGGGCUGGAGAAGGUGGCGUCUUAUGAGCCUCUUCUGUACAUCUGCGAAGCGCAGUUAUCACUGAUGUAUAAUCUAGUUGAAGACGAUCGUGACUAUACAUAUGGAAUUGAGAUUGACAACCCCAGGGAAAUUCCACGAGGUCCUUAUUUCAUCAAACAACCUGUGAACAAAGUCUUUGAUGUCUCUAAAAGAAAAUUAACCAAUGAAAUAACUUUGAGCUGUCUCGCAGGGGGAUAUCCUACCCCGACAUACGAAUGGUUCAAAGAGGAUUAUGAUAAUGCACGGCUAUAUGCUACACCUAUUGAUCCACUGCAGAAGCACAGGUACACCCUCAGUGGGGGCAAUUUGAUCAUCUACAAUCCUGAUUCGACGGAGGACAGAGGUACUUACCACUGCAAAGCUAGUAAUAAAUAUGGUGUGAUAAUUUCGGAGACAGUUGUGCUAUCAUUCGGAUACAUCUUGGAGUUCAAUCUGAAGAGAUCAGACGAGCGUGGGGACCAGAAUUGGGGAAAAGCUGUUUAUUGUGAUCCCCCACAGCACUAUCCAGGGGUGAAGUACUAUUGGGCGCGCGAUUACUUUCCAAAUUUUGUGGAGGAGGAUAAGAGAGUCUUCGUGUCGAAUGAUGGAGCUCUUUAUUUUUCUGCCUUGGAGCCCAUUGACAGGGGUAAUUACUCCUGCAAUGUUCAGAGCGUAGCGUCGGAUACAGGAAGAAAUGGGCCGUUCUUCCCGCUCCACGUUAAUUCUCAUCCAACGUAUCAACAGCUCAAAUUUCCGAAUAACUUCCCGAAGGUUUUCCCUGAGGCACCGAUCGCAGGAGAGGAAGUCAGGAUGGAAUGUAUAGCCUUUGGGUAUCCAGUGCCAUCGUACAAUUGGACAAGGAGGGGUGCUCCAUUACCAAGGGGUGUCAUCUUUCAGAGUUACAAUCGUGUACUUGUGAUUCCUCGGGUGAGGGUUGAGGAUCAGGGCGAAUAUGUCUGUAGACCCUUCAACGACAGGGCUUCCAUUGAGAAUUCUGUCUUGCUGACUGUUCAGGCUGCACCGAAUUUCACAAUUCCUCUAGAGGAUAAGCACGUAGAUCUCAGGUCUGAUCUCACUUGGACUUGCGAAGCAUUUGGAAAUCCAGAUGUCACCUACCAUUGGUUCAGGAAUGGACAGUUGUUGGAUAAUACGACGCUGAGGGGGGACGAGAGGGACAGGUUUUUCAUACAGGAUAAUGUCCUGAAGAUUCAGAGAGUGGAGGAGGAAGAUGCUGGAAUGUAUCAAUGUCGGGCGACCAAUCAACUGAAGACAACGUACUCCUCUGGGCAAUUGAGAGUUUUAUCAAUGAAACCCUCAUUCAAAAAACAUCCGAUGGAAUCGGAGACGUACGCAGCGGACCGGGGCAAUGUCACGAUUGUUUGUAAUCCCGAGGCUGCACCGAGACCCAAGUUUAUUUGGAAGCAAGAUGGAAAUAUCAUUGGUAGUGGUGGUCGCAGGACAAUACUUGCUAAUGGUAAUUUGAUCAUCAGUCCGGUAUCUCGUGCGGACGAGGGGACAUAUGUAUGCAGUGCUUCGAAUCAGUAUGGCAAUGAUGAGACACGCGGACGACUCAUUGUAUUACGUGGUCCGGAUUUCGUUGAGACUCUUCCUCCCAGACUGACAACUGCAGUGAUGUACAACCAAACCUUCCGCUGUCAAGCAGACACCGAUGAAGUAUUGGAUGUCGCUUAUAUCUGGAAGCACAAUGGCAUAGUGAUACGAGAUAAGGAUUUGAUGGACAACCCUCGUCUACGAAUCGACGGAGGAAUCUUCACAAUAAUCAACAUCACCCUCGCCGAUGCUGGUGAUUAUGAGUGUAUGAUAAAGAGUGCUGUGGGGGACGUGUCGAGUCACACAACCCUGACGGUUGAAGGUCCCCCAGGGCCUCCGGGUGGUAUAUCAGUAGUGGACGUUGGAAAAGUCUCAGCGACUUUAGAAUGGACAGAUGGCGCGUUCAAUGGUCGUCCAAUUUACAUGUACACUGUAGCUGCUAGAACUAGAUUUACAAAUCAAUGGUUCAACAUAUCUGAGAACAUAACAGCCGAGGAUAUUGACAGAUAUACAGGUCGAAAACGUGCUCAUCUGGAGAACGUUUUGAAGCCUUAUACAACGUAUGAGUUUGCUGUUUCUGCAGCUAACGAAUAUGGUCAUGGUCCCCUCUCUCUACCCUCUCCCCAGUUCACUACUCCUCCAGACAAACCAACGAGAGCACCGGCUAAGGUCGGUGGUGGUGGUGGGAAACUUGGAGAUUUGACAAUCACUUGGGAGAAGUUGCCUCCAGCCGAUCAACAUGGACGUGGCAUUUACUACAAGAUAUACUGGCGUCGCAAGGGAGAUAUGGAAUUCCAGACUCUCUCGCUGAAGGAAUCCGGGGACAUAGGUAUGGCUGUAGUGCAGACCGAUAAGAAAUACUACUACACUGAGUACGAAGUCAAAGUACAAGCCAUCAACGAAGCUGGUGCUGGACCCAUUUCUGAGAUAGCGACAAUUUACAGCGCUGAAGACAUGCCACAAGUCCAGCCACAAGGGGUUUCAGCACUGGGAUACAAUAGCACAAGUUUGAAUGUCUCCUGGACACCAAUGGAAGAGACCAGGGAGAUGGUGAGAGGUAAAUUGACAGGGUAUAGGCUCAAGUACUGGCCGGUGAAUAAGCCAGAGGAACAGGGAGUUUACUAUCUCUCUCGUACAACGAGACCCUGGGCCCUUAUCGUUGGUUUACAACCCAACACACUCUACCACGUCAAAGUUAUGGCUUACAAUUCAGCUGGGGCUGGACCCGAAAGUGAGAGAUUCCAGGAAAGGACCUUCAGAAAACCACCACAAAAUCCACCGAGUUCGGUAUUUGUUUAUGAUAUCAAUCCAUCAACUGUUAGGGUUUCUUGGAGAUAUGUACAACCGAGUCUCGAUGAGGAACCACUUGAUGGAUAUAAAAUGCGAAUUUGGGAAAUUGAUCAAGAUAUGAGUACAGCUAAUGACUCUAUUGUUCCUGCUGAUGGGAAACUCGAGGGAUAUAUUUUUAAUUUGAGUCCAGGGAAGACAUACAAUCUUAGGGUUCUUGGGUUCAGCAAAGGUGGCGAUGGCAGAAUGUCGAGUCCACCUAAUACAUUCCAAAUGGGGAAUCCAGCGAUAUUUAGGAACGCUGCGAGCAAUAAAAUUUUGGAUUCAGCUUUGGGAAUUUGUGUAAUUAUUCUUCUGUGGAGAUUAGGCUUCGUUUAAUUGAGGGCCUAGGUUUUUCAGGUAGGGGUGUUCAAUAUUACAUUGAUAUGUGGAAAUAACGACAUUUCGUCCUCUGAUAAUGGGUUUUUAUCAAUAUUUUUUAGACCGAUGUAUUGAACGCAUCGAUAUUUGACUCUCCAUACCGAUAUCAACUAUUUUUUAUAAUGAAUGAAGUCUCGGAAGAACUCAUGGACUUAGAGUUCAAGAAUUUUCCAACACUGCCUAAUUCAUUUUUGGAAAAAUUUAUAACCCAACCAGAACCAAUGUCUCGGUAGAUGAAAAAAAAAUAUCGAUACUUUUUCAACAUUGAACAUUCCUACCUUCAGGCUGCAGAAGCCUGUAAUUAAUUUGAGAAUUUUCGAGGACGUAUUUUUUAUAUGAAUAAUGAAUGCUUGAUAUUUUACAUUGAGAAAAUGAUAAUCGAAGUGGUCUUACGAUUUUUCUUUAGGGGACAGCUGAAGUAGUUUGAUAUUGUUGGAGGUAUUAAAUCUCAGGGUAGGUGCAUCAUUUUAAUAGACAAUUGGUUCUCGAUUAAUGAGAAUUGUUUCAGCCACUCGAAUGAAAGAUCUGAAAAAGUUUUCGUUUUAAUUGCAUUCAACUAACUCCAAUUUAUUUUACGUAGAGCUGAUCGGUGUUCAAAACAGUGAUGACUUUUUUAUCGCCUGAGAAUUACAAUGUAAUUAUAGUGCUGUUUUUUUUUUACUUUUGUUGUCCUCAAGCGCAACUAAUUUUUCCGUCCAUAUGUGCCGAGGUAAACUAUAUAUAUAUUGAUCACGGGUUUUAUACUUGGUACUGUAGAGAUUAAAUGAAGGAGAUUCCGUCAAUAGAUGCAUCACAUGCAGCAAAGAAUAAUGGUAUAAAUAUUGAAUACUCUUUUUUGAAUGAAAAAUGCACAAUGUUGUUGAAAUAACUCUAUAACUCAAAGGGUUGAAGCACUGAUACAGAUGACUAACGUAAAAAUUUGUGUAGCAUCUGUAAGUUGUGAAAUUUUAUUAAUAUAAAGAGGAUAAUUUGUGCAAAUUUAUGACGACGAUACUAUUCUCUUUGUACUUGCAUUUGUUCAUCCUCCUAGCAGAGAAACAAAUUAUUAUGGAUUUUUUACUAUUGUAACACGACAAAAUGAAAAUUAUACGAUGAGAAAAUAAAGAUAAUUUUUUUUACAAGA
Messenger RNA from Diachasmimorpha longicaudata, 5176 nucleotides. Its product is annotated as contactin. Gene Ontology annotation, biological process: cell-cell adhesion; axon guidance. The coding region runs from base 169 to 4011 and encodes 1280 amino acids. Gene Ontology annotation, cellular component: plasma membrane; axon. Lineage: Eukaryota; Metazoa; Arthropoda; Insecta; Hymenoptera; Braconidae. The record is from RefSeq and is a predicted model, not a curated record. Gene Ontology annotation, molecular function: protein binding. The transcript is spliced from 4 exons.